Onychostruthus taczanowskii (white-rumped snowfinch) is the source of this 1967-nucleotide messenger RNA. RefSeq names its product gap junction protein gamma 1 (gene GJC1). The transcript has 4 exons. NCBI's taxonomy places the organism in Eukaryota, Metazoa, Chordata, Aves, Passeriformes, Passeridae. Gene Ontology annotation, cellular component: connexin complex. Bases 345 to 1526 code for a protein of 393 amino acids. Gene Ontology annotation, biological process: cell communication. The record is from RefSeq and is a predicted model, not a curated record.
UGGCGAAUGCGCCGAGAGCUCCAGCGAGGGGCUGGCCCUCGGUGGCACCGGCUGCAGCAGUGGAGCGCUGGCUGUCCCCGCGGCUGGCACGGCGCUGGCCGGGGCUCUGGGCAUGGCUGCGGGCACCGAGGCCGCCAGGCAUCUUCCCUGUCCCUCAGCUGGUUUUGAGCCUCCUGUACCCACUCUCUGAUGCUGGAGCAACUGCUGAAGGAUGCAGCCGCAGGCGCCCAGGGCUGUCUCGCUAACAAGGAGCAGAUUCCUCAAAAGCCUGCGGAGGAGACGUAGGAUCUUCAAGCAAAUUCUGGCAGCUGGAUCCCGAUAGCAGAUAAACUCAUUUGACCACCAUGAGUUGGAGUUUUCUGACCCGCCUGUUAGAGGAGAUCCAGAACCACUCAACCUUUGUUGGCAAAAUCUGGCUGACAGUGUUGAUUGUGUUUCGGAUUGUCCUAAUUGCUGUGGGAGGAGAAUCCAUUUAUUAUGACGAACAAAGCAAGUUUGUGUGCAACACGGAGCAGCCCGGCUGCGAGAACGUCUGCUACGACUCCUUCGCCCCUCUCUCGCACGUCAGGUUCUGGGUGUUCCAGAUCAUUCUCGUGGCCACUCCCUCUGUGCUGUACUUAGGCUAUGCCAUCCAUAAAAUCGCCCGGAUGGUGGAGCACAGCGAAGCCAGCAGGAGAGCCAGGAGGAGGAGCUUGCCCAUCCGCUGGAAACAGCACCGGGGCCUGGAGGAAGCUGAGGGUGACCACGAGGAAGACCCGAUGAUGUACCCGGAGAUCGAGGUGGAGAGCGCCCGGGAGAGUAAAGAGAAGCAGAGCCCUGCCAAAGCCAAGCACGACGGCCGGCGGCAGAUCCGGGAGGACGGGCUCAUGAGGAUUUACGUCCUGCAGCUCCUGGCCAGGGCCCUGUUUGAGGUUGGCUUCCUGGUGGGGCAGUAUUUCCUGUAUGGCUUCCAGGUGAGCCCCGUGUUCGUGUGCAGCAGGAAGCCCUGCCCGCACAACGUCGACUGUUUCAUUUCCAGACCCACCGAAAAGACCAUUUUCCUGCUGAUAAUGUACGGGGUGAGCUGCAUGUGUCUGCUCCUCAACGUCUGGGAGAUGCUGCACUUGGGCUUUGGCACCAUCCGGGACACGCUGAACGCCAAGAAGAAGGAGCUGGUUGACUCGGGGACCUUUAACUACCCCUUCACCUGGAACACGCCGUCGGCUCCCCCGGGCUACAACAUCGCGCUGAAGCCGGAGCAGAUGCAGUGCACGGAGCUGUCCAACGCCAAGAUGGCCUACAAGCAGAACAAAGCCAACAUAGCUCAGGAACAGCAGUACGGCAGCAACGAAGGCAACAUUCCCACCGACCUGGAGAUCCUGCAGAGGGAAAUCAAAGUGGCUCAGGACCGCCUGGACCUUGCCAUCCAGGCUUACAACAACCAAAACAACCCCAGCAGUUCCAGAGGGAAGAAAUCCAAAGCGGGCUCAAACAAAAGCAGUGCCAGUAGCAAGUCAGGAGAUGGGAAGAACUCGGUCUGGAUUUAACGUUGACUCAGUUGAUAUGCUGUGUUUUUUUCCCCUAGUUUAUCAUAACCAGCAGUCCCAUGAAUAAUGGCUUCCAUUAAGGGAAUAUUUGACUCUGCUGAUUUUCAGGGAUACCGUUGGCUCGUGAUUCAGCCCCAGAAAAGGUUUAUACACUGACUCUAGGACUUUAGAACUUUAUUCUUUUGUCUUCAAAGUCAGGAGACAAAUAGGUAUAUUUAAUUCAUUCUCAUUGAACGGUUUAUGCUGUAUGUACAGUAUUAUAGUACAUUUAUUAUGCACAAUUUUUUUUGUAUUUGUACACUGGAUCUGAUGUUACACUUUUUAUAUCAACAAGGACAAAGCAAUGGAUAGCCGUUAGCAUUUUGUUAAUUUUAUUAUUGUUGUCUGCAGUUAUGUCAUUGUUCUUCCUUGUUUUCCAAGUAAAACUUUUUAUAAAACUUU